GCAUGAACGUAGGGUCUUAGGGAGUAAAUAUAUUUUUUGAUAUUUUAUAUACCAAAUUUUACGCAAUUUGUCUAGUCUUACUUUUAUACCAACAAUUAUAUACUCAGUAUUAAUUCAUAGUUCCUUUGUAGAUUUAUCAAUAAUUUGUCUAAAGACUGUAUUCUAUCCUAUUAUUUAAAAACCGGCUUUAAUUGAUUAUUAUACAUCUAACAAUAAUUAAACGAUGGAAAAUCAGAAAUUAUUGGAAUUAGAAACCGAUAUAACAGAAAAUGAUCAGAAGAAUAUUUUCUCAGAUACUGAUGAUGGAACGUUAUCGGAAGAGUUAAAACACAAAUAUGAAAAUGCUAUUGAUGAUGACCUUUACAUAGUAACAGAGAAAGUAAUUAAUGCUGAAAAAUCACCUUCGCUUGAAAAUACCUAUGAAGUAAUCGAUCAGGAGUCUAAAACUGUUCAUGAUGUUAAGGAAGAAACUGAAGAUACAAACAUAUCUGACGAAGAGAAAGAUAAUUUAUUUGAAAACGAUCCAGUGUAUUAUAAAAAAAAUGAGGAUCUUGGAACUAUUCCACAAAUAGAAACUCCAAAAGUAGAAGAACUAGUAUCUUCUGAAAAAUCUGAACCCUUGAUUACUGAUACUACUAAAACAGUAAUCAUUCAAGAUAAUGAACCUGUGGAUACUACUUUACAAUCCAAAGUAAAAAUUUCAGAUAUUCCAGAAGUCAUUCCAAAAGUGUCAAACGAGGUGUCAACUAAGAAAGAUUCCGAUGAAGGGGAUGUAUGUGACAUAAAGAUUGGACCUGAUGAACUAUUUUGUAGAAUUGGACUAGAUAAAUGGUUUAACCCUGAAAAAUUACCACCAAAAGUUGAAGCUUUGGUAUAUUGGAGAGAUCCUGUAUCAUCGGGCAUUGUUUUUGGUGCUACGUUAGUCGUAUUGUUGUCGUUCGCAUAUAUGUCACUGAUUAGCGUAGUUGCUUAUCUGGCUAUGUUCAUACAAUCUGGAUGCAUUCUUUUACGUCUGUAUAAAACUGCUCUACAGACAGUAAAUAAAACUAAUGAAAGUCACCCAUUCCAAGAAUAUCUUGACUUGGACAUCAGGCUACCACAGGAAAAAGCUGAAGAACUGAGCAAAUUAGCUGUUGUGCACAUCAAUGCCGUAUUGGUUGAACUUCGUCGCUUGUUACUUGCUGAAGACUUGGUUGACUCUGCCAAAUUCUUUGGUAUUCUCUGGGUGUUGACAUAUGUUGGCGCUUUGUUCAACGGCCUUACACUCAUAAUUAUUGGAUUUAUUGCUCUGUUCACACUACCCAAAGUUUAUGAGAACAAUAAGACUCAAAUUGAUCAAAAUAUUGAAGUAGUUAGAAGCAAGAUUGCUGAAUUGACUAACAAAGUUCGAGCAGCUAUUCCAAUCGGAAAAAAGAAUCCAGAGACAAAGAAGAAGGAAUAAACCCCUUGUUUGUUUUCCUAUUAAAGUCCAUCAAUUUUCUUGUGGUCAAUGAUUAAAAUUUUAGGCCAACAUAUAUUUUUUUUUUUUUUUUAUUAAUAUAUAUUUAUAUAUAUAUAUAUAUUUAGACCAUGUCGUCCCAGUAAAAUUAAACAUUUAUACUAUUAUUAAAAUACUCAUUGCUCCUGUUUUUAAAUAAUUUAUAUUGUAUCACGGGAAAAUAUGUGUAGAACGUCUUUUGACAUUACUAUUUCACCACAUAAUGUAAACGUGUAAAGGUUUGUGAGUUAUUUCAUUUUUAUUUUCAGCCUGGUUCAGCUUUUGCUCAUUUUAUUAUUCUGCCCCUCCUCAAAUUUUACCUACAUUUUUAUUCCUCUUGCUAUAUAUUAUAAUAUAGCAAAGCAAGCUAGCUUAACUUUUAAACAAUGCUAUUUGUUUGUGUAUACUUAUAAUAUAUUUACUCUGUUGAGAAUGUGUUAAAGUUUUUUUUUUCUUUUUUAUAUAGAUUUUGUUCUAGUUUCUUAUUUCUAUAUAUUAAUUAAUAGAUAGGUUUAACAAUUAUUUUAUAACUCAAACGGAUAAUAUUGAAUGUAGCUAUACAUAAUAUAUAUAUCAUUAAAUAUGUAAACGUUUUUACAUUGUAUUGUUACAAGUUAUAAGCAUACACUGUCAUUUUUUUCUUUUGACAAAAUAGUUAUAACAGCUGUUCACUUUUAUAAAAUUAAUUAUAUAAACAGGCAAUACCAUCAAAUCAUCAAUCAAUGCAAUAUACUAAUGGUUUUUUUUUCAAUGUCA
Rhopalosiphum padi (bird cherry-oat aphid) is the source of this 2233-nucleotide messenger RNA. Its product is annotated as reticulon-1-A-like. Lineage: Eukaryota; Metazoa; Arthropoda; Insecta; Hemiptera; Aphididae. Bases 224 to 1441 code for a protein of 405 amino acids. The transcript has 6 exons. The record is from RefSeq and is a predicted model, not a curated record.